This is a messenger RNA of Letharia columbiana, 1320 nucleotides long. RefSeq lists its product as uncharacterized. The coding region runs from base 1 to 1320 and encodes 439 amino acids. The transcript is spliced from 5 exons. Gene Ontology annotation, biological process: regulation of gene expression. Gene Ontology annotation, cellular component: Rpd3L-Expanded complex; Rpd3L complex; nucleus. Gene Ontology annotation, molecular function: histone binding. NCBI's taxonomy places the organism in Eukaryota, Fungi, Ascomycota, Lecanoromycetes, Lecanorales, Parmeliaceae. The record is from RefSeq and is a predicted model, not a curated record.
AUGGAGAACGGUGGGGAUCACGAGCUCGGCAUGACCAUCGACGAGGAGCGAGAAGAGGAGCAAAUGGAGGAGAAGAUUGUCAAUGAAGAAUAUAAAACAUGGAAAAAGAAUGCGCCCUUUCUCUACGAUCUGAUGCUCAGCACCGCUCUUGAAUGGCCUACACUCACGACACAAUGGCUGCCAGAUAAGCAAGAGAUUCCAGAAAAGGAUUAUGCAACUCAUCGACUUCUUAUUGGCACACACACCUCCAACGAAGCUCAAAACUAUUUACAGAUAGCUCAAGUACAACUGCCGAAGCCGGUCACCCCCGAUGCAGCAGAUUACGAUGAGGACCGGGAAGAGAUUGGCGGAUAUGGGGGCGGAGCUUCAAAGAAUUCACCAGUCAUGGAAGUCAAAUUCAACAUUGUUCAGAAGAUAAAUCAUCCAGGCGAGGUCAACAAAGCCAGAUAUCAGCCCCAGAACCCAAAUAUAAUCGCAACAUUGUGCGUGGAUGGGAGGGUCAUGAUAUGGGACAGAACAAAACACCCCAGCCAGCCCACGGGCAACAUAAAUCCGCAAAUGGAGCUCCUGGGUCACGAUUCAGAAGGCUUUGGACUGAGCUGGAGCCCCCACCAAGCGGGACAUCUCGCUACUGGGAGCGAAGACCAGACAGUAAGAUUAUGGGAUAUAACGAAGUUCACCACCAGCAACAAAGCUCUUCACGCUACUCGAACCUAUACCCACCAUACCGCCAUUGUAAAUGACGUUCAACAUCACCCUCUACAUGCUUCUCUAAUUGGUACCGUCUCUGAUGAUCUCACCCUCCAAAUUCUCGACACUCGCUCCCCCUCGACCGCAUCCUCCGCAACACAGGCCAUCGACGGACACCAAGACGCCGUUAACGCCUUAUCUUUCAACCCAGCUAGCGAGUACGUCCUGGCUACAGGUUCAGCCGACAAGUCGAUAGGAAUAUGGGACUUACGGAACCUGAAGUCAAAAUUGCAUGCUCUUGUCGGUCAUAAUGACUCGGUUACAUCGCUUGCGUGGCAUCCCUUCGAGGAAGCCAUUCUCGGAAGCUCGAGCUAUGACCGGCGCGUAAUAUUUUGGGAUCUCAGCCGCGUGGGCGAGGAGCAGACGCCUGAUGAUGCAGAGGAUGGCCCACCUGAGCUACUGUUCAUGCACGGCGGCCACACAAACCGCAUCGCCGAUUUCAGCUGGAAUAUGAAUGAUCCGUGGGUUCUCUGCAGCGCAGCGGAGGAUAAUCUGAUACAGGUCUGGAAGGUAGCAAAUGCGAUUGUGGGGAAGGAUGCGGACGACGUGCCUAUUGAGGAGCUGGAGUAA